CCCGCCGCUCACGUGACCCGGCGGCGGCUCCCGGCGCGGUGGACGCUGGAAACAAGAUGGCGGCGGAGCUGGUAGAGGCGAAAAACAUGGUGAUGAGUUUCAGAGUGUCGGAUCUUCAGAUGUUACUGGGGUAUGUCGGCAGGAGUAAAAGCGGACUUAAACAUGAACUGGUCACCAGAGCAUUGCAGCUGGUCCAGUUUGACUGUAGCCCGGAAGUGUUCAAGAAGAUUAAAGAGCUCUAUGAGACUCGUUAUGCCAAGAAGAGCUCCGACUCUGGGCAGCCGCAGCAGCAGCCGCACCGACCUCCUGAGACGCUCUCCAUACAUUCUUCAUACGACCGGGGGAGCACUGUUGCUAGGACUUCUAUCUCCACUACUAACAUUGACUAUCCUGCGAUCUAUGGAAAAUACCUUAAUGGACUGGGAAGGUUACCGCCCAAAGUUGUAAAGCCCGAAGUUCGGCUGGUGAAACUGCCCUUCUAUAACAUCUUGGAUGAACUGCUGAAGCCGACAGAGCUAGUCCCACAGAACAAUGAGAAGCUCCAGGAAAGUCCAUGCAUUUUUGCACUGACAUCAAGACAAGUGGAUCUGAUCAGAAAUUCCAGCGAACAGGGAGAAUCCUGUUUGAUAGCAGCAAACAGGGAGAAGCAAACUGGACAGUUUGCAAGCAGUUCACUGGGAGCAAGAGGAGGAAGGGGAAGCGGAACCAAGCACGAGGCAUCAGAUCCCGCUCCGGGAAGGGAGUUGCAACCCGGUGUGAAAUCGGUUCAGGUUGUGCUAAGAAUCUGCUACACAGACACUAGCUCCCCUCAGGAGGAUCAGUACCCUCCAAACAUCGCAGUGAAAGUGAAUCAUAGUUACUGCUCGGUGCCGGGCUAUUAUCCAUCAAACAAGCCAGGAGUGGAGCCAAAGAGGCCCUGUCGUCCCAUUAACCUCACACAUCUCCUGUACCUGUCUGGAGCAACCAAUCGUAUCACUGUCACCUGGGGGAAUUAUGGAAAGAGUUAUUCAGUGGGUCUGUACUUAGUGCGACAGUUGACUUCAGCAGAAUUGCUGCAGAAGUUGAAAACUAUUGGAGUCAAGCACCCAGAACUCUGCAAGACGCUCGUAAAAGAGAAAUUGCGCUUGGAUCCAGACAGUGAAAUCGCUACCACAGGUGUUCGAGUGUCACUCAUUUGUCCACUGGUGAAGAUGCGGCUUUCUGUCCCCUGUCGAGCCGAGACCUGUGCGCAUCUGCAGUGCUUCGACGCAGUCUUUUACCUACAGAUGAAUGAGAAGAAGCCCACGUGGAUGUGCCCUGUGUGUGACAAGCCAGCGCCCUAUGACCAGCUAAUAAUUGAUGGGCUCUUGUCAAAGAUACUGACAGAAUGUGAGGAUGCAGACGAAAUAGAAUACAUGGCGGAUGGUUCCUGGUGUCCAAUAAGAGCUGAGAAGGAGAGAAGCUGCAGCCCUCAGUGUCCAAUACUAGUACUAGGUUCCUCAGAUGUGAACGGGCUCUUGCCCACUCCCAAUAGUAAUGGUGAAAAUGGCAAGGUCACUGCUGAUGUGGUGGAUUUAACACUGGACAGCUCGUCAUCAGAAGAGGAGGAGGAAGAAGACGAGGAGGAGGAUGACGACGAUGAUGGACCCCAACCGAAACGACGCUGCUCUUACGAGAAAGAUCUAGUUUCUGCCUGCUGACUGCGGAAGUAGCUCUGAAUCUCUGAAUGGACAGACUUGAAUACUCUGGUGCUUACUAAACUGGAGGUGGGAGAGGACCUCUCACCUCAUCUCCCUUCCUCCCUGGUCUCCUUUUGACUUUCCUAUUCCGAGUUAACCAUUAAAAUGAAAAAUAAAACCAUUGAGCUGCUUCUUGGUUGAAAAACUGCCCCACUAAAAGCCUGACCUGAGCUCUGCCAGCUCAACCUGAACCAGAGUCUGAAGUAAGGAAAAGUGUCUUAAGCCAGGCAGUCAAGAUCCAGAGCUAACUUGAUCUCAACUGCCCUUCACCAGUACGGUUUGAAUCGGUGGAGUUCACCUGAAAACCAACAGGACGUCUAACUCCAGUGCAUCUCCAAAGCUGUGUGCAUUUUUAUUGUCUUGUUAAAUAACCAUUCCU
Molecule: messenger RNA, 2097 nt
Organism: Gavialis gangeticus (Gharial)
Lineage: Eukaryota; Metazoa; Chordata; Crocodylia; Gavialidae
Gene: PIAS4
Product: protein inhibitor of activated STAT 4
Exons: 12
Coding region: 57-1679 (540 amino acids)
Biological process (GO): regulation of transcription by RNA polymerase II; protein sumoylation
Molecular function (GO): transcription coregulator activity; zinc ion binding; SUMO ligase activity
Source: RefSeq, a predicted model, not a curated record